AUGGACUCCUCGGACGUUCCUGAGCUGCCAGACCUCUCGGCCCUGACUCCAGAGGAGUCCCAGGCGCUGUUCGAGCAAGAUAUGACCUUCAGUUCCAACACUGCUGCAGGAAACAUCGCGUUCGACGCAGCUCUCAACCCAUACAACACUCCGGAGGACUCCAGCGCUGGAAUUACGCCUUCUUACGCGUCAUACACGCCAAAUACGCCUGCAGACACCAAUUCUGCUGCUCCUACGCCAACUACACCAUCCUCUGCUUCCUUUAAAGGCACCGUAAGCGCUGUAGGGACGCGAAACGCGCUCGAACUCGACGAUGCUGCCUAUUCCGAGCUCUUAGAGGACGCCAAAGCAUACAUGCUGGACGAGAGCCAUCCAGAGCGUCAAUCCAUCAUCGGCGGAGCGCCAUACAGAGUAGACGAGUACAACAUGAAGCUGCAGGAAACAGCAGCAGCAUUUCUUCGAGCUGGCUCUGGUGCGCGUUUCUGGGGCCCUUGGACCGCGUCAGAUCCCCUCUCGCGCACUGUUUCGUGGCCAAACGACGCGCAAAUCAUCAUCGAACGCGUUGCGCCGUUCCUACGUAGGAUCGUGGCCAACGAGAGAGACAGAAAGCGCAGCAAGGUCAAGCGAGAGCAGAAGAAGAAGAUGCUCGCAAGAGCUCCUGCUACUGAGCCCACCACUGCGCUUCCAACGCCUGCUGCUCUCGCUUUCCCGCCGCUUCUUCCUCUUCCGCCUCCACGCGCCCACACACAUCCUCCUCUCCAUCUACUCCUCCACCACUAA
Messenger RNA from Cyphellophora attinorum, 780 nucleotides. RefSeq lists its product as uncharacterized. NCBI's taxonomy places the organism in Eukaryota, Fungi, Ascomycota, Eurotiomycetes, Chaetothyriales, Cyphellophoraceae. The transcript has a single exon. The record is from RefSeq and is a predicted model, not a curated record. The coding region runs from base 1 to 780 and encodes 259 amino acids.